Messenger RNA from Gopherus evgoodei (Goodes thornscrub tortoise), 10114 nucleotides. It is a transcript of the gene LMBR1, whose product is annotated as limb development membrane protein 1. Gene Ontology annotation, molecular function: transmembrane signaling receptor activity. The record is from RefSeq and is a predicted model, not a curated record. The transcript has 17 exons. Gene Ontology annotation, biological process: signal transduction. Bases 298 to 1767 code for a protein of 489 amino acids. NCBI's taxonomy places the organism in Eukaryota, Metazoa, Chordata, Testudines, Testudinidae.
UCUCCCUCCCCUGGCCGGGGCUGGGCUAGUGGUGGCGCAGCGGACGUUGCCGCCGCGCCGUGACGCAGCCAGAGAGGCUGGGCCUUCCCCUCCUCCUCCGCCGGACGGUGACAGCUCCGGGGAGGUAGCGAGCGCCGCUGGGGUUGUCGGUGGCUCCGGUCGCCUCGCUCGCCGCCAGCGGCCCGGGAGCAGUCGGCGUUGCUGCUGGCCAUGGUCCCCCGCCCGCCGCAGGAGGGGCAGGAGCAGAAGCGGCGGCCGCAGCCGCCAUUGCGAGCCGGGGCUGCGGGAGUAUGAAGGAUGGAAGCGGACGAGGUGACAAUUCGUGAGCAGAACUUCCACAGCCAAGUGCGGGAGUACACGAUCUGUUUUCUCCUAUUUGCUGUUCUCUACAUAGUUUCCUAUUUUGUAAUCACAAGAUACAAAAGGAAAGCAGAUGAGCAAGAGGAUGAAGAUGCCAUUGUCAACAGAAUUUCGCUGUUUUUGAGUACCUUCACUCUUGCAGUUUCAGCUGGUGCCGUCCUGCUUCUACCUUUUUCAAUAAUCAGCAAUGAGAUCCUGCUUUCUUUUCCACAAAACUACUAUAUUCAGUGGUUAAAUGGCUCUCUAAUUCAUGGUUUGUGGAAUCUUGCUUCCCUUUUUUCCAAUCUUUGUUUAUUUGUGUUGAUGCCUUUUGCCUUCUUCUUUCUGGAAUCAGAAGGAUUUGCUGGCUUAAAAAAGGGGAUCAGAGCACGUAUUUUGGAAACACUUGUUAUGCUUAUUCUUCUUGGCCUGCUUAUCCUUGGAAUAGUGUGGGUGGCUUCAGCUCUGAUUGACAAUGAUGCUACCAGUAUGGAGUCUUUGUACGAUCUUUGGGAAUUCUACCUCCCUUAUUUAUAUUCCUGUAUAUCACUGAUGGGAUGUUUAUUACUUCUCUUAUGCACGCCGGUGGGGCUUUCACGAAUGUUUACAGUGAUGGGUCAGUUGCUGGUGAAGCCAACAAUCCUUGAAGACCUGGAUGAACAGAUAUACAUCAUCACCUUAGAGGAAGAAGCAAUCCAGAGGAGACUAAAUGGUAUGUCUUCUGCUAUGGAGUUCAAUACAGUGGAGCUGAGACAGGAACUUGAAAAUGUGAAGAGCAUGAAAACAAAAUUAGAGCGGAGAAAAAAAGCUUCUGCGUGGGAGAGGAAUUUAGUGUAUCCAGCUGUUAUGAUACUGCUGCUCAUUGAGACGUCCAUCUCAGUUCUCUUAGUUGCCUGCAACAUUCUUUGCCUGUUGAUUGAUGAGACUGCAAUGCCAAAGGGAUCAGGGGGGCCUGGAAUAGGAAGUGCCUCCCUAUCCACCUUUGGUUUUGUGGGAGCAGCACUUGAAAUCAUUUUGAUUUUCUAUCUUAUGGUAUCCUCUGUCGUCGGCUUCUAUAGUCUUCGCUUUUUUGGAAAUUUCACUCCCAGGAAGGAUGACACAACUAUGACAAAGAUAAUUGGAAACUGUGUGUCAAUCUUAGUGCUCAGCUCUGCUUUGCCAGUGAUGUCAAGAACACUGGGAAUUACCAGAUUUGAUCUGCUUGGAGACUUUGGAAGGUUUAACUGGCUGGGAAAUUUCUACAUUGUAUUAUCUUACAAUUUGCUCUUUGCUAUCAUGACAACUCUAUGUCUGGUCAGAAAGUUCACCUCUGCUGUGCGAGAAGAGCUCUUCAAAGCAUUAGGUUUAGAUAAACUUCAUCUGUCGAACAAUGCAAGAGACUCUGAGACAACAAAGCCUUCUGCAAAUGGGCAUCAGAAAACACUGUGAGAAGCAAUCAUCUUCAAUCAAUAAAGCUGAAAACUUCAACCUCAUGACAUUCCUGUCAUCUUCAUCAAAAUAUCUUGUUAUUAAUUUCAUUUGUUAAUUUUGGGUCCAACCUUCUCUCACUUUUCACACUGUGUAUUUCUGAGAAACCAAGCUACUUCUGAUUCUACAAUUUCUGAUUUGUUUUGGUCCAUUUUGUGUACUCCGCGGUCAGUUUAUGCAGGAGGUGCCUUGAAGACUGGAAGCUGAGAAAAAUAAUGAAUUCCUGGUUGGACAGAAUCUCAUGUUUCUAGAUAUGAUGCCCUACUACCAUGUUAAGUGCACAAUACCUCCUCUGUGAUAUAAAUACAAUGCUGGUGAACAACUCUGAGACUUGGAAAGAAAGGGUACAUUUGAAGCCCAAUAUAACCCUAAUUAGGAAUGUUUAGGUGUCUUUAACAGCAAGUCACACUUCUUUUUACUAAGAAUUCAUUAAAAAAUUGAAGUAAUUUGGAGAGAUCACUCUUCGUUUCAUACAGGAUUCACUAGGCUGUAUGUAAUGUUUGGCAUCAUGAAGCACUCUUGCAGACCCAGUAUUGUAGGCUUUUCAGUGACAGAAGGUAAUUUUCUUCACUGGUAAUCAGAAGGUGUCUCAUCAAGACUAAUGAACCACAAGAUAAAUUCGAACGUACUUCACUUUUAAAUCUGAGCCCAGUAUGCUUUGUAGAAAGCUAUGCAGGCCUCUUAUUGUUCUAAUUCAUAUAGUACUAUCACUUACGGAAAGUGUUAUGCCAUAGAGGUCAGUUGCCCUUCAAAAUACACGCACAUAAAAUUCUGUUAACUUUGUGUGUGUAUGUGUGUGCGCGCAUAUCAACCCAAAUAGCACAGACUUUGUCUAGUUGUCUCCAGUUGCACAGUUUCCUUAAAGGUUUUCUGAGUUAAGUCCUGGUGAUGAUAAUGCAAUAUAUUGUUUCUCAGUCUUGCAAGCCACUAUCUUUCAGUAAUCUCUUCAGCCUUUAGUUUCUCUCAAAUGUGUGUGUGUGUAUAUAUAUAUAUACACACACACACGCACAUAGGAAUGUUUAUAACUCAGUGCAAGCUAUUAUUUUUCACCAAUCUCUUCGAGUCUUUAGUUUCUCCUAUAUAUUAUAUAGUACUGUCUAUCUGUAUAGAUAGUACUAUCUAGCGUGUGUGUAGUAUAUUAUAGUAUACUAUAUAUGUUGAAUACUAAGCUUACAGAAAUGAUGCAGUCAGUUGGGUCAGCAAAACCUCCAGUUCAGUCUUAUGAGUAUGAAGCUUUCUGCAAUGUAACACGAUUUAGCUGCUCUGAGCCCUUAGACCCAGAAUGGCACUGAUGAGGAGAAAUUCAGUAUUUUCUUUAGCAUUGCUGUAGAAUCAGAAGUCCUGCAAGUAGUAUGUGACAAUCACAGGUCGCUGUUAAAAUGUGUGUACUUUUGCUUGUUGUCUAACACUGCUGCACUAACACUUGACUUGAAAAGAGGAACUAUAAAGACAGUAAUGAGAACCACUGCCUGUAUAUGUGUGAUCUGUAGACAGAUCAGGCAAGGUUACCAAAACAUUUUUUGGUAAGUUUAAUGUUUCUUAUUUCGUAUUUAUGUAAAACUGAAAUAUGUCCAUUUGAGGUCUGAGCCCUUAUACGGUAUCAAACCAUGAUAAUGGACUAAUAUCCAGUACGAUUCUGAAACAAAUUAGUCUCUUCUGAUGUCAGGUAUUUCUCAUCUGUUCUCUUCCUGAGUAAUGUCUCAGUUCUGGAUCUAUACUUAAUGAAAUCUGAGUGAGAUGGGAGUUUAGUGGAGUGCUACAAAAGCAACUCCCAAGCAACAGCCACAAAAAUAAUGGUUUCCUGAAUUGGCCUUUUUGAAUGGAAAUUGGGCAUAAUAUAAAUACUACUGCAGUAAUUUCCACGCUAUAUCUGCUGUUUAUUAGGCUGGGUUUUGGAGAGAGUAAAAUUGCUAGUUUUCAUUGAGACUUGCAGGCUUCUUUUUCUGUUGCUUACAUUUAAUGUUGAGUUUUUGGACAGCAGAAAUUAUUUUUCUCUCCAUUUGAGGCAAAGUUCCAACCAAGAACAGAUAACUACUCCUAAAUUACUUGAAAAUAUGGAUUCACAUUAUAAACAUUAGAUGAUUUAUUAGUAAAGGCGUUGACUCCUUGUAUCUGUUGAGAGUGUAUGGGCUUCUGCAUUAGAAGUGUAAAGAAGGAUAAUAUAAUUAUCCACUAUUUAUCUUUGGAAAUGAUAAUAUGACUAUAAUUGUACCGUAUCCCCACUGGGAGUGUGGUAAACUGUGACAUAUGAUAGGGUUAGUUAAUUUUAUAAAACAUAUUCCAGUUUCCUGUUACAUUGUGACUUUAAGGUAGCUGCCUCAGUAAGAUUUUGUUAUCAGAUCCCCUGAUGAAAUUGUCUGCAUAGAGAUCAAAAAGCAAAAACUUCUACUCAAGUUCUGGAUGAUAUCUGCCUUCAUUUUGAUCUUUGUCCUUCUCUCAGUAGGAGUUCACAGCAGAAACUGAUUUAUUUUCUUUGAGGGGGUAUGUAUUCUGUCAAUCCAAGAAAAUCAAAAGAAGUCAAACAAUUCACCAUGCUUAUAUAUGAUUCCCCAGAAUGGAUUGUGUUUAGCAAGUGAGUUGUCUGGAGGCAAGCUCCAUUAGAUAGGUUCACAGAUAGUAAGAAUACAAGUUAUAGUAUGUAGGCAAAAAAGAAAGACUUGCAGUGUUUUCCCCCUUGUCUUAGUAGUGGCAGUAUCAUAGCCAAUGAAGUUAAUCUGAGGUGUGAUUAUUGCUAGUUGAAAACUUUUCUUUCCCUCCCAGAACAAACACUGAGGUAUUCUGAUUGCACUCCUUUUAUUGGGUUGUGCUUUGAAUCUUAGAGUCACAGAUAUGUAUUAAUUAAAAAGAGUACUUAAAUAAAGACACUGUUUACUGGAAAGAAGGCAAAAGUUUAGGUUAAGUGUGGUUCUCACAGUGGAUUAAUCUUCAGAGAAAAUCCAACCUUUCUGUAUCUGCUGACAGUGUCUUAACGUUUACUCUUUGUAUUGUGACACCGUCUACAUUAAAUGUCCUGAAACUGACGUUCUAUAUGCAAACUUUUUACAGAUACAGUGCUACUUUCAAACGUAAAUAUAACACCUUGGUCAUGUAUUCACAGAAGGGUAAAUUCAUUUACACAGAAGCAAUGGAGAAGUCAUUAAUGGAUAUUGACAGUGCACUUCGUGUUUUGUCUCAUGUAGUCAGGUGGUCUGUACCUCUUGGUGACAUCAACAGUUGCCUCAUUUUUUAUGAGGCUAAAGCACAGAGAUGCUCCUAUCUGAUAAAUAAGAUACAUUUUUGGUCUGUUUUAUGGUAUGUGAAUUAAGUGUCUUAAGUUAGCCACCUCUUGGCUUUCUCCUGUGUUAGUAGCACAAUAUUCCAUGCACAGUGGCAGAAUUGUUGUAAUAUGGUGGGAUUUUUAAGUGUAAGCACAUCUUUAGUAUUUACCUUUUAAGGUAAAAAUUAAAUUGGUAUGAUGUUACUUUAGAAGUAACAAUUUUUGGAUUCACAGGAAACUUUGUUUACAGAUUGUGAUGGUGUUGUUUGUUGGCCCUGUUUCUCCAAUAUCUUUUACACAGUUGACUGUUUGUGUCAUAGAAAUUAAAGAAUUUAACAAAAAAUUAUUUUGUGUUUUGGUUCAGAAGUACCAUAUUAAAGCUUUAAAAAUAUCACCAACCACCGGACCUGUGGGAGUAUUAAUCCUCCAUGCUCCUGAAGCCUAUUAUAAUCAUAUACAGCAUAGAGUGCCUCCUGUGUGCUCCAUGCUGUACAAACCAGAGAAGAGGUCCCUGCCCUGAAGAAUCUAGGCUAAAUUAGACCCGGGUAAGGCAGUCCUUACUUAAUGAAUAUACAUCACAGUACACAUGAGAAAUGGAUAGAAGGUCAAGUUUUCAAGAUGACAUUUUAUAUCAAAUAUGUGAUGGUCUGGAUGAGUCUCUGCCAUUGUUCACAUAUGUUAGGUUGAUGUCUUCCCUAUGGUAUUGUGGGGGAUCUAGAAUAAACCAUUUAGUCAUAAAAAGAACCCUAGCCCUUCCUGUUCCAAAAGAAACAUAAGGAUUUAAGGCCAUGCUCUCAGUCUGUACUAUUUUUUCCUUGAAUUUCAUAAGUAUAAUACGAUACCCUUUAGCACAAAUUGUCAAGAGUUUUGCAGAAAACAAAGGAUGUAUCUGUUCUCGGCAAUUCAGGCUUGUUGCUAUUGUGUUCUAAAUAGCCAUCUUAUUGCAAAGUAUUAAGCAAAAAGAGUAUCACUGAAUCUUUUCUUGUAUCUUACACAUGCUCAGAUGAAACUAGAGCAUGCUGUUUUUAAAACAUACAGUAAGUAGUGUAAUUCAUAUCAAGUGAUUUCAUGUGCAUAAUUAGGACCAAUACGGUUAAUAAAAAAGAAAAGAAUAGACUUCAUCUUGUUUGGAAAAAUGAAGUCAAAAUAAGGUCUUACAGUCAUUGAUAAUGUUGAGGAAUAUUGUCAAAAAAGCCAGCAUUUACAGAUACUAAAAUAAAUGUGGCAUUAGCCUUAGAGUAGCAUAUAAAUCAGACUUCCUCAGGUAUCGAAUAAGUGUGCAAAUAUACUGAUUAAAUGUGUCACUGGCAGAAAAGUGCUUUUUUAAGGUGCUGAUGUUCUCUUUGUAGAUAAAUAUUAACUGAGUUACUUCAAGCUCUGCUUUAAGUGCAUCACAUUCAGCAGGGAUGCACAGAGUAAACAGCUGACAUCCACGGCGUUCUGAUGCUGGCUCCAUAGCCCCGGAAUAUAUUGGCUUUCAGCAAAUUAUGAGAAACCCUCACAUCCACAUCUGCCCCCCCCUUUUUUUCUUAAACAAAUCUCCAACUCCAGCAUAUAGGAAGUUGUUGAACUCCCUUUGUGUCAUAGUCUUUGGUUUGUCCUCCCCUGCCACACAACUCCAGACUUUGACUGAGGCUGAGGACUGAACACCCUGCAGUUACUAACAGAUAUCUGGAGGUUUUGAACUGUGGUCCAUGAGGAGCUGGCUUGUCUCAUGGUGCUGGCUAGUCACUUCUAGCUGCUGCACUUCAUUAAAAGACUACAAAUAUAUUAAAUGUUUUCCUACUAUACUCCUCCAUGUGAGCAACUGCAGCAUUUGCUUCUGGGAUGUCGUAUAUUAUGAAUGGGAGGGAUGCAGUCUGUGUAGUAGUAAACAAGAGGGCACAUUGUCCAUGAGACAAUCUCUUACAUGUUCCACAUUAUGAUUAAAAUUUGAGGACCCUGAUAAACUUGUAGGAAAGUAUCCUGUGGCAAUACUGUCCCGUGGGGAGGUGGACUGGUACGGAGCCUGACCUUUUUGUAGGGCACCAAGCUACAAAAUAGUUGUAAACACUUUUACAGGGUUUUGGUACCUUCUCCGUUACCCGUGACGACAAUGUGAAUGGUCUUUUUACUUCUUCCUGGUUGACCUCCAAAACAGAGUUUUCACGUAACAGAAGCCCACAUUUCCAUUAGGUACAUGGAAUUUAUGAAUCAGAUGAUACUUUCUUCUGGAUUGGGCCCUGCAUUCUUAAAACUUAACAUUUUGACUCCCUUUUCCUUUUCAUGUACUUAAGUAUUUUCCGUCAUUCAGUGGCUUCAAACUGUCAUCAAUAUGUACUUCAAACAUAAAGAUUUUCACCUUUGCCUGGCUAGACAAGCUGGGAAAUAAGAGAACAAGUGAAUCUAAACAGAACUGGGAUGUAUGAUGUAUAAUGGUACUAAUUAGCAAGGGCAUAGUUUGGAGGGGGGAGUGCGGAGCAUUGCUCCCCUCCCCCAAACUGCAAGUCCCAGGCAGGUGCAGAAUUUCCCACACAUGAGGCCCCAUUGGCCUGACUGGAGCUGCUCCCCAAAUAUAGAAGUCAAACUACACCUAUGCUAAUUAGCAGGAAGUCUAAACAUGAAAUCCAUUGUUUUCUAGAACACUUUCCAAUCCUACUAAAGAUUCUUGCUGUACUUUCUUUCACAGGUAAGUCUUUAGCUUUUAUUUUUGAUGAUUAAAUAGUACAUGUCAACCCGUGGCCCUUAUAAUAAACAGGUGUUCAAGUUAAACAGAAUUGCAGAAAAUGUCACAAAAUAACACUCUACUUAUGGUUGCAAGGCAAUUUACAGGAGAACAGUGGCUUUGGUUUCAAUUAUAGUAGCCUAUGAAUUGUAAGGAUAGCUGCAUGUUUUAGUAGCAAAGUUUUUUUUGUUUGUUUUUUUUAAUUAAAAAUAGGAAAGGUGAAAUAGGAUCUUAAAUUCUGUACAGCCUUUGCUUGCCUAAUUCAUUGUUCAUUCAUGGACUUUUCCUAAUAGCUACUUUGAUUAAUAAUUCAGAUUUCUAUUUGUUAGCUUUAAAUUUGAGACCAAAAAUGUCUCUGAUUGUUUCAACUAUACUACAGGUUGAUUCCAGUUGGGCAAAAUGGCUGCAGAGUAAUAAAGGAGAAAUCCUUUAACAAAUGUAAUAUCAGUAAAUGCUGAUGAUCUCAGCCCAACAUACUUGGACCAGAGCAAUCUAAAAGUUGUAUCUGAUCAAAAUUGAAACUUUGUUCUGAAACCCCAAUUUUUGAAAACGAUUCAGAUGUCUACAGAGAAGUUUGUAAAAUCUGUGUGUAUCUAUAUCAAAUGUCUUUAAAUAAUACAUAAUUAUGUGUAUUUCUAGAUAUUUCUACCAAUAAUCUCAACAUGCUGCUCUUCUAUUUCUUUCAUUAAAUAUAAUUUGUACAAAAAGUAACUUUUAAAGGUAAUUAUAAGGUUUCCUUCAUGAUUAGGACACUAGCCUGCAUCCCCCAGCACUCAUCACUUCCAUUUACUUCAAGGAAUGAAAGCUCAGGACAUCAACUUUGCAUUUUAUUUAAUACCCAUCUGCUCCCCCUAGUAGUCCCAUACGAGGUUUCUUAGCACAAGUAUUUAUAUUAUGGAAAUACCAGUACUCUCUGGUCUUUCAGUGUCACCACAGAAUUCCAUUAAAAUAAAGACUGGUCACUUAAUAUGCCCUUUUUUAAUGAAUAUGCCUCACCUCACUGGAGAUAAAAAAUGAAUCUGUUGGUGCAUCAAUAUAUAGCAGCUCUUUAAGUUGUGAUUACCAAGCCAAACAUACUAUGGCACCAAGAAAUGAAGGGUUUUAUUCUGUACUUUGUCUGUGUAGUAGUUGUGCUCCCUUAAAAGUGAGUGAUGCUCCGUGUGCGUGCAGUUUGGCCUUUGUCUCUAUUGGAGAAAAUUUAGAAAACAUGCAAACUAACACAUUUCAGACAGCAUGAGGUUAAACAUGAUAUUGCUUUUAGUGUGGAUAAGAUGCUCAUGCUAAAAAGCUUAUGGGCAAAAUUCUGUUUACCAUCAUGCUGUCUGAAACAUGCUUUCUAACACUAAUGCAUUUUCCCAGUUUAGAAAAAUUACACAAAAUCUUCCAGUUUCAAGUACAAUUAAAAGGUUGUGAACAAAAAAUGCAACCACUUCCCAGUUUUUAAAGGUAACCUUAAAAUAUUUUGUCUGAUCUGGUACCAAUUGGUAUAGAAAUUUAGAAAAUGAAGAUGUUAGGAUUGUGGAUUUAAAAUUGUAACCUGUGACCAAUACAGCAAUACAUAUACACAAACUGAAAAUACAGAAUAUUUAGGUUCCUCUAUAUGCAAGAAUGAUUUGGGGCCUACUCCUGCAUUCCCAACUCAGGCAAAACACCCAUUGAACUCAAUGGGCUUAUCUAUGCUAAGCUUUUUUAAACAGCAAAAUCCCAGUUGCACUACCAUGAGUGGGAGUAUACCCAAGGCUCAGCAUUCUUAUAACGUCUAGACAUGUUCUGAGGAGGGUUAGAUGAUAUGGUCAUAGAAAUACCACCUUUUCUGCAUUACAGACCAUAUAUAUGCACUGAUGGUAGUGCAAUGGCAGAUUUAAAAAAGUCUAGUACAGGUUCAGCUAAUUAGUGGGCCUUUUUCCUCAUACAGGUUCAGGCUCUUUCAUUCCAAUAUUACCAAUUUAGGUCUGUCUUUGCAGAAAUUUAGUUACAAAAGUUUUUAGUUAUGUGGGCAUUUUCAUAUCUUGAAAGCAAAAUAUGGCUGAAAAAUGUUUUUAGCACUAAAGUAAUUGUUCCCAAUCUGUAGCAGACGCAUCCUCCCCACCCAGUCCUUGAGGUUAAUUUAAUUUAGGUCAUCUGAAAAUGUGUGCUUUAUACAAUUUUCAGUUGUGGUAACCUUGCAAUGUUACAAAACUAUAUGAAAACAACUGCCUUUUUAGAUGGUUUGAAUUUCACAGUGCAGUAAUGAAAAGGAGUAGAUUUGUUAUCUUUUUGCUUUAUUUGAAAUGUCACAAUUUGUGUGUUUUUAGCAAGAUCUUUUUAAACUCUGUUUUCAAUAAAGUCAAACUGUGAUUGAUUUACAA